AUGGAAGAAUUCCCUAUAAUUGCCCACCGUCCAUCCUCAUUCCUUAGAUUUUCGGCAUCUUUCUUUAAAUUUCCAGUUUUCUUUCGACGUUCAAGGGGUAGUUCAACAAGAAGCAGCCCUAUAUCUAGAUUAAUAAGUCCAAGAGAAACUCCCUCAACUAGCUCUAUAUCUCCAAUGGUUGAAUCAGUAACAAGUUUGCCAACUGUAUUAAAUGGUAGUUUGUUAACAGCUUCAGAUAGUACUCGACAUAAACCUUUGCUUAGACCCGAAGAAAUUAAAUUGGUUGCACAGACAUUGAAAAAAGCUCUUCAAACAGUUGAUUUUGGAAAUGAAAUUGUUAUUCGACUUUUAAAUGAUAAAAGAUCUCUCUACAAAAGUUUAUUGGCUAGAUGUGCACCACAAGCACACGAAAUUGAAGUUUUUGAUGUUCAAAGUUUGGCACGUUUUUGUCCGAGAGCUGUGCAAGUUGGGAAUGGAGUUACUCGAUUUUUUGAACGUAUAGUAAUUGCUUUAGAAGAUGAAUAUCAAAAUAUAAUAGAAUUAGAAGAAAAAUUAGCAGAAAUGUGUAGAGCUAAUGGACAAAUGCAUUAUAGAAUGAAAGUUUGGUUUCAGGCAGAAAAUUGGUUAUGUGUUAAACAUUCUGUUGUUGAUACUGUUUUAAUGGCUAAUUCUAAUUUAAAAAGGGGGAAACAAAUUUUUGCUAGAAGUGCUGGAGAUCUUUAUGGACUUACAAAACAAAAAAAUUGGUUAAAUUGUGUAGAGACUUUGGAACAUUGUAAAAAUGAAAAACAUUCAAUAGGGGUAGUUUGGAUGAAAUUAAUGCAAGCAGUUAUUGCUUGGAUGAAACAAGGGUUUCUUGAGGCAGCAAUGUCUAGCAAAGAAGAACAUGAUGAAGAACUUUAA
This is a messenger RNA of Meloidogyne enterolobii, 903 nucleotides long. NCBI's taxonomy places the organism in Eukaryota, Metazoa, Nematoda, Chromadorea, Rhabditida, Meloidogynidae. The record is from the annotation of a GenBank genome assembly.